AUGAAUAUGGUACCCGACUACGAGGUUAGACUCCGGCUUGACCCAGGCAAGGUUUUGGGCUUCAAUCAAGAACCAGCAGAAGAUGUCAAAACGGCCUUUGAUGUUUCGACAAUCACUGCACUUAAUGUCCAAUUCCUUGAUAAGAAUUGCAAGGAGAUCUACACCUCCGGCUGGAGCCCCCGUAUUCGCAAGAUGGAGAACAAGAACAACCUUGAGCUUACAUAUAAGAGGCGUUAUGCCAUCGCGGACGAUGACAUCGACGCUGUCCUCAGUAUAGCUAAUCAGGAUGGUUUCCGCGCUGGUGACACGAAAUUCGAGGCGCAGGUUGAAUGGGGCUAUCAAACGCAGACACUUUCCAUCAGUCACCAGGUCGACGUGGAUGAUUCUGGGAAUGAUGGUAUUGGUUUGCCAGACACGACUGAAUCGCGUCAGAUUAUGACCGAUAGAGCACCAGAGAAGUUCGACAACUGGAAUUACACAGGGUGGGGCACCAGCGCGUUACAUUUAUCACGAAUCUUUGGCCCUGUCUUUGCGAAGCGCUUUACUGGCAAGUGGAAUGGAUUGAAGCUAUAUCUUGAGGUCUGGCCUCUCCUCAACUCUGAGGGCACAGAAACUGAGCACAUUGUCGAAGCGUCUUUCAAGACAAAGGACCGCGAGAGAGCCUCACUUGAGAGGGGCAACUUAAUCACUUCUUUGUCUCAGCCGGGGAGAAAUUGGUUUCUAGCCUGCGACUCGCUAAAGACGCAGCUCAUUAUGGAGCGAUACUAA
Aspergillus brunneoviolaceus CBS 621.78 is the source of this 768-nucleotide messenger RNA. RefSeq lists its product as uncharacterized. Lineage: Eukaryota; Fungi; Ascomycota; Eurotiomycetes; Eurotiales; Aspergillaceae. The coding region runs from base 1 to 768 and encodes 255 amino acids. The transcript has a single exon. The record is from RefSeq and is a predicted model, not a curated record.